This is a messenger RNA of Colossoma macropomum (tambaqui), 4172 nucleotides long. It is a transcript of the gene lrrc75a, whose product is annotated as leucine rich repeat containing 75A. The transcript has 5 exons. The record is from RefSeq and is a predicted model, not a curated record. Lineage: Eukaryota; Metazoa; Chordata; Actinopteri; Characiformes; Serrasalmidae. The coding region runs from base 36 to 1415 and encodes 459 amino acids.
UUCUCCUGCUGUGAGGGUAGGCAGAACAUCUGAGUAUGUUCAUAAGAAUGAACUUCACCUCAGUCGUGGUAUCAGUCAUGGGAGGCAAGCAGGCGAAGAGCCCGGGGCAGGAGGCCGGGGGCAGUCCGCUCUCGGCGCCCUGGAAGAAGACCCCUACCAGAGAGAGACCCGAGCUGCUGGCCUCGUUCAGCCUGAAGCCGGGAGAGAGGCUGGGCCGAACCGGGACCCCUCCACCCCCAUACCAGCGCAGAAUAGGCAUGAUCCAGGACAUGUUGCUGUUGGCCAAGCAGGGCAAACAUGAUGAGGCCACGGAGAUGCUGAAGACCCUACGACAGGAUCUGGGAAUGGAGUCCACAUCUCUGGAUGAUGUUCUCUAUCGCUACGCCAGCUUCCGGAACCUGGUGGACCCCAUUACACAUGACCUGAUUAUCAGUUUGGCCAGAUACGUUCACUGCCCCAAGACGGAAGGGGACUCACUGGGGGCCAUGGAGAAGGUGUGCCGGCAGCUAACCUACCACCUGAGCCCACACUCACAGUGGAAACGACAGGGCCUGCUGAAGAGGAAGCCACAGGCCUGUUUGAAAGCUGUCCUUUCAAGUCCACCUGCCAGUGGGACGUUAGACCUAUCUGGCAUUCCUCUGGGGGUGAAAGACAUGGAGCGGUUGUGUUCGCACCUGCAGCGGCAUGCAUCUCGCAUCUCCAGCUUGGAGCUGGGCUUUACUGAGCUGACGGACGAGGCCUUCCUGCUGCUCUUGCCCACACUGGCCGCAAUGCCUCACCUAGAGACCCUGGCCCUCAACGGCAACCGUCUGACGCGGGCUGUGCUCAAAGAGCUCACUGACACGUUGAAGGAUCCAGAGAGCUUCCCCAGCGUCACCUGGAUCGACCUGGGCAACAACGUAGACAUCUUCUCCCUGCCCCAGCCAUUCCUGGUGAGUUUACGUAAGCGCUGCCCCAAGCAGGGCAACCUGCCCACUAUCCUGGAGUUUGGAGAAAGCCAGGCCAGCGAGCCAGAGGUCCGGACAGAUGGGGAUGGAGAUGAUGAUAUAGAUGAUACAAACAGGACGGUAAGCAUGGGAGAACUAAGGUCUGAAGUUGAGGGCGACAUGGAUGGAGAGAUGGAGAUAGAAGAAAUGAUGGAGGAGCUGCUGGACUUUGACCGGGAGAUACAAGGAAAAGAUGAGAUGGAGGAGGACAGCAUGUGGACCAUGGAGGAGCCAAGGCCCGCCGCAGGGCCGUCUCAAGGACGUGGCAAAGCGAAGAGGGCGGCUAAGGCCGAAGGAGAGGACACACACAGCCAGAGCUCGCAGCUGUCGUGCUCCAGUCAAUCACAGCACUCUUCAGCGGCCUUGGAACCUCUGAGAAACGACUCCAUGGUGGAUCAGGUGGCGUGUUCUUCAGGCAACCUGACCUGAGUGCACUCUCUUUACCUAGAAAUUGCAGCCUUUAAACCUCUCUUGUCCAAAGGGAGAAGAAAAAAGAAGACAGAAGAGACUCAGCGCAGCUCUGGACAGUUUAUGGGUCAGCGCUUCAAUCAAGAGUGAAGGGUAUCCAGGAAAUGAGGGAACAGAUUCUGUGGCUUUGACAGUCCUUGCUUAAAUAUAAGGGACAAUGUGUCAAAUUAAUGAUAUAUUGUGAGUAUCAUUCGGAAAAUUACAAUGUAUACCACAUAUGAGGUACAACAAUUAUAUACACUGGUAUAUUAUAUACACUUUACAAUCCUGUGCAGUUUAAAUGCUUCUCUUUCAGGUAUAGCCCCUUGGAUAUACUGUCCUAGCAGCGGACCUUUAUAGGGCUGUCACUAUCAAUUCCAUUAGUAAUUGAGUGAUGUAUGAUUAUUUUGAUGAUUAAUUCAUUAAUUAUAUAACAAACAAUAAUAAUUGAUUUAACAAUAACAAUCCAUGCAUAACCAUUCAAAGAUUCUAAAAUACUUAAUUGGUUCUCUUUUAAAGGCUCAAAUACUUUAUUAACUUUAAACAUAAAGUAGGAGGGCUUUAAAAUGAUUUCAUUCAUAAAAAUUAUAAGAACUAUGGAGAACAAUACAUAUAUGAGGUGAUAUGCACUGUUAUCUUGCAAAUCGCCAGCUAAUCACCACUGAACGAUUCAGUUUAAGGAUUGUAGGCCGAUGCCGAUAUCUGAUAUUUUUCUUGUGCAUAUCUGUUGAUGCCAGUAUCAAUGCCAGUACUUAUACAUUUAUAAAAUAGAAAUAGAAAUUGGGACUAGAUCUACCUGGAUUAGCAUUAUGUAGAAACACUUUAUUUCUAGAAGGUUAUAAAUGCAGUAAAAUGAACAAAAUGCAGAUAUUUUAGGGCACUAGCCCAGCACCGCCUAAACAUUCUGCUCUUUUCAAGUAUAAUAAAUACAACACCAAAUAUCGGUUUGAAAUACUGGUUAAAUCCUAACAUCUGUCCAGUGCCAAUACAUUUUUAAGCAGAGAUACUGAUAUGAUGGUGAUAUUGUGCAUCUCUAAUUUUAAUUGAUGUUUUCAAAAAUGUAAAAUUCGAGUUCAAUCAAUUAAUCGUGACAGCCCUAGACAUUUACCUAUGUGCCUGCUUGACCCUGCUGGAGAGGAACGUGUGAAAAUGUGUGUGCUUGUGCAUGUACGGUAGUAUGAAUAUGAAUGCGCUCACACGCUUUUCCAUUGCACACAGUGUGAGAUAUGGAGAGGCGAUUAAUGAAAAAAACUGACUUGCCUGAGAUUAUAAGUCUAGCUCAGGCAUGUUUAAAAUUCUCUCCGUCUAUGCAUCACACCCUCCUCCCCAGCAGCAUUAAACCUGUUCAGCUUCUGUUGAAUAUGCAUGUCCCCAGUGUCCGAAUGCACUUUAACUUUAGAGUGCAUCUGACAAAACAGAGGGAAAACCAAAUAUUUCACACAGAUGCCCCCCAUGUAGAAAAAACAGUGCUUUAUAAAGAAAUGGCACCAAAGAUGGAGAAAGAGAGAGUUAGUCUCUAAAAAUCAAGAUACAAACACAAUUGCAAAAAAGUUGGGACAGUAUAUAUACUGUAGCUGAAUAUGGUCAUGCUAAUAAAGCUUAUUGAACUGAACUAUAAUGUCAGUAAAAACAGGAAGCAAUGGUUAGUAAAUUAUGUUUGACCUGUACUGAAAUGAAAACAAUAUUUGAUGUUUUAUCUUAUGAACUUUAUUGUUUUUAAUAUUUGUAACUAUAUGCUCAGUCCAAAUCCGAUGCCUGCAACACGUUCCAAAAUUUGAGACAGGAGCAUGUUUACCCCUGUAUUACAUCACCUUUCCUUCUAACAGGACUUAAUGAUCAUUUGAAAGUGGAAUUGUUAGCGAUUCUUCUUAUACAAGUCUUAAGGUGCACAACCAUUGUUGUAUUUUGCACUUCAUAGUGCACCGCGUUUUCAAUAGAAGACAGACAGGCCAGUCUAACACCCGCACUCUCUGAUUACAUAGCCAUGCUGUUGUUAAAAUAAGCAUGGACUUCCCUGAAAAAGAUGGCAUCUAAAAGGGACAAAAAUGUUACUCCAAAAUGUGUAUAUAUAUUUUGGUGUUAAUGGAUGUUUUUAUGGAUGUGCAAGUUACCCACUAAUAUCCUCCAUCUUAUGACAGACCUGGCUUUUGUACUUUACACUGGUAACAAUCUGGGUGGUCCUUUACUUCUUAGGCCCAGCGAAUGCAACAUCCACUAUUUCCAUAAAUAACCUGAAAGGCUGAUUGGUCAGACCACUAUACAUGUUUUGACUGUGCGUUAAUACAUUUUAGAUGAGCUCAAGCCCAGAGAAAUCGGCAGUGUUUCUGGACAUUGUUGAUGUGUUUUCCGCUGUGCAUAGUAUAGUCUUAAGUUACAUUUGAGGAUGCAGCUACGAACAAUGUUGCUGUGAUAUCCAUCACAGAAGCAUAUUGGCUUUAGGCUUAGGCUUUCAGUUCUGGUCUUUGGCCUUGCUUUUUAUGCACCAAGAUUCUUCAGGAUUCCUUGACUCUUUUGAUGAUAUUAUACACCAUAGAGGGUAAAAUACCUAAACUUCUUGCUAUCGCCAGCUGAGGAACAUUAACUGUUGGACUUUGCAGAAGCAUUUUUGUGAAAGUGGCGAGCCUCGACCUACCCUUGCUCAUGAAAGACUAGGCCUUUCCUGGAGGUUCCUUUUAUACCUAAACAUGAUUACAUCAUUUACAAUAUUUAAUAACAUUCCUAGUCUUAAAUCACCCCAUC